UUCGCUUUCUGCUCUCUACCUACUAACCUAACCAUCGCGAUGUCAUCAGCACUUACCCCCCCACCGUCAAGACUCCAGGGACAGGGUCUGCUUGUCCUAUGGGGUCGCAUCGAUUCCGCAGUCACAGAUGAAGAUGCGCUGAACGAUUGGUGGACCAACGAGCAUUUGCCUGAGCGCCUCCGUCUCCCAGGAUUUCAACGCGCGCGCCGCUACCACAGUUUAGACAUCAAAGAUGGAAAGAAGGAGUAUCUAGCGAUGUAUGAAACUGCCCACGCUCAAGAUCUCGCCUCACCGGAGUAUCUUUCAGCCCUCGAUAAUCCAACGCCGAGAACAAAGCAGUUCAUGCCCUGCUUGGCCAGGAUGAAUCGCUCGGCAUGUGAAGUACAGUUCUCGGAAAUGAUACCAGCAACAUCGUGCACAAAAGGCGUUCAAGUAUGCCAGUAUCUUUUGAUGGUCGUUCUAGGUACCCUGCAUCAUCACCCAGAGCUUCAUAAGGAUUUGAUCUCGACACUAAACAAAACUCUGUGUCUUUCCGCACCAGUUGGGCUCACAACUACGCAUAUUGCAGAAGUCAAGGAUGAUAUCACAAAAAUCGGGAGCGCCAGCAAAUCAUAUGAGAGCGUGCAGUUUACGCAGCGCCACGAUAGCAGUCACGACCAAAAUGACACAAAGAUCAUCGCGUUUAGCCGCCUAACAUGCGAAACGCAUCCGGUAUCGCGGAUGAGGAUUUCAGGCCCCUGA
Molecule: messenger RNA, 741 nt
Organism: Cucurbitaria berberidis CBS 394.84
Lineage: Eukaryota; Fungi; Ascomycota; Dothideomycetes; Pleosporales; Cucurbitariaceae
Exons: 2
Coding region: 40-741 (233 amino acids)
Source: RefSeq, a predicted model, not a curated record